Molecule: messenger RNA, 4328 nt
Organism: Porites lobata
Lineage: Eukaryota; Metazoa; Cnidaria; Anthozoa; Scleractinia; Poritidae
Source: the annotation of a GenBank genome assembly
AGUUAAUUGAAUCAACAAACAGUGGUCAACAGGUUUGGCAGUUAAAGAACACCGAUCAUUCCUUCCAUUUUUAAGAGCGUUUGAGGGACUUUUCACCAUGUAUCCUUCAGGUGUUGCAAGUGUCUUCUUCUUCAGUUUGUUUCUUCAAGGCCUCCCAAGGGUUACGUGUGGUGAGCUUCGGUUAUUCUACUUAUUUUUGACUCAUCCUUAAAACAGGCUAUAGUUUGACUUAAAAAUGGCUGGAAGUUCAAAGUUCCAAACUCUUUUUGAGCAGGGCAACCAAGCGAAGCGUCGUUUCGUCUCUUCACUCGGGUUGCAGAUAACUUUCUCAUUUUACUCCUUCGAAAUCGCGAACGAUUUGUUUAAGAGAGUCUUUAAGUCUUUUCUCCCAUGCCUAGGUUAGCUGCGAUAAAAACUGCGCAAGACAACUAACUCAUAUGUACAUGUUUAUCCCGCUUGAUUAUGAUCUCACUAACUAAAGAAUCUGAUGCAGAAGACAAGGGACUAAAUUUUAGCGUUUUGCCAUCACUGGCUACAAUCAUGUCUUAGCUUCUAAAGCCUUAAUUCAUGUUGUUAACUGUUUGCAAACAAUUUGGGCCAACCAUUUGACUGCUUGCAGAUAGUGUUUCAGUGAACAAUUAGAUAUGACGUUAUCUCCUUGUUUUAUUCGUAAGGUUUUUUUCUGUCGGAUUUUGUCAUGCAAAUGCAAAUCAAGCUUCUACACGGUAUUGUCCACUAUGAUGUACCUGUUCGAUAACAAGUAGCUUCUAGUCAAUAUAUAAGGACUAUUGAGACCCAAUCAGACUCCAUUACUUUAAUUGGAUAAGGUAUACCAUCCUCAAAACCGUUAUAUUUCCGCUAGCAGUCCUAAACUUGUUUCUUACACUUUUUUUAGCAUUUCACUCUUUAAUUUAACGUAUUUUUUUAAUUAGAGGAUAUUGGAACAGUUGAGUACAUUUCCAUUGGUGUUUCGUUGGGAUUAGCAGUCUUCAUCGUAGUUUUUCUUGCUUUCUUUUGGUGGCGCGUACAAAAUGCCUACCCACUGGAAGCUAGAAGCAGAGAUACAGGAAUCGUAAGUACAGUCCUCGCUAAAGGUUUCACUAAAAUCAAUUGAAUAAAAUUUAAUAUCCCAUCCCAAUUAAGUAACACCUAACACGCACUUUUCCGAGUCUCCUGACACUUCGCCAUUUAAGGGUAUCUCUAAGCAUUUGAGCACAUACUGUAAAUUCUCGAAGAGCAUCCUGCCAACCAUCUCCAAACCAUCUCUUGAGUCAAUUUCCUGAUUUCACACUGGCAUGCAUCGAAUUCAGCCUUAAAGCCUUUUUUUCGUUUAGUUCUACUCUUUUUCUUCCAAAUCUAGCCAAGAUUUCAUUCAACCAAAAAUGGCUUCAUAAAGGUUGUAGCAAGAGAGAAUUUUGGUUCAAUAAAUGUGUGAGAGUUUGUGGACGAUUUUUCGAAUGUUUUUAAUGAAUAAAAAUUGGGGGGGAGUGUUUAAACUUAUAGAAAAUUAGAAAAUAUUGGAUUUGGGGUUGUUGAAAAUUAAAACACGAAAGGAAUAAUUAGUAUACAAAUAUCAGAUAGUCCAACCCCACAACAAGGUGCUUCUGAUCCCAUUAACAGACUAACUUGUUUAUGUGCAGACCUUUUCUAUUCUGAUUUCUUUUCCCUCAAAUCAACAUCAUACGCCCUAGAAACAACCCGCGGAAUGCCCUCUCAAAUGUGCCAGAUUGUCCUUACAAAACGUUCUUUAGUCAAAAGAACGUCGUCCUUUUGCAUUGUCUGUUAUCUCGACGAUGUUCUUCAAGAGCCAUAGCCAUCUGUUUUUCUUAGAAAAAUCAAUAAAAUGAACUAAAAAUUGAAGGAACUGGUUUUCACUGCCACCUUUAAAAAUAAAAGUGGAAACCAUAAAAGAAUUUAAGAGAUGAUAGAUGAAGAAUCUCACCAAGAUGAGCAAGGGGUAUAAUAUCCAUAGAAACGCUUAACCAAAACUUGUAGAGUGUGGUGACACCAUGUAGAGGGAGGGGGAGGGGGGCUUUGGAAAGGAAACCAACUUAGUGCAUGCAGGAGACCAACGGAGGUCAAAAGCUUACCAAGAUUUUAGUCAAUGAGAUAAACACUUAAAGCAAAAGACACACUCGAACACCAACUACUGAUUGAAUGCAUGCACACACCCGUAUCACCCGAGUAGCAAUAGACAGCUAGCUGUUUCCACCUUGACUUGUACUCAUCAGCACGGCAUAUCCUCUGAGGGGGUACUCCCCUAUAAUAGUGACAGGAGUGCUCGUCGUACCAUUUGUGGAUUGAUACCGCUUGGGGUGCUAUGAUCUAAGAUGACUGCUGCCAGAGUUGUCUCGGUACCUUUUAGGAGCCUGGGGUAAGGUUAUCGCCAAGGGUUAUUGAUCCAAAAAACGUUUUUGUGCCAGUUAUAUAAUUAGUUGUUGUUGAAUUGGUACCUCUUAGGGGUGGAAAUGAAUUUGGGACACGCCUAUAAAACAAGAUUCUGGUACCUAGUAGGAGUGUUCUCGAAAUUUUCCGACGAGCACCCCUGUAACUUUUAAAGGGGAGUAACUUCCCCGGGGGGGGGGGGGCGUACCUUAGGACAAAAGCUAGAGCGAAAAGUCCAGCAGUGAUAUAACUCUGCUCAUGAUUUGGAUAUUAAUUGGCCAGGCUGCGGGGGUUGGUUUUCGAGUGUGUUACCUGCUGUAAGGCCAUGUUCACACUUUACCAGAUAGCUUUUAGUACCGACACGAAAUGCUAUUCCGUAUAACAUAAACAGCAGCGGCACAUGAACUGAACAAGUCGUUCACACACAUCGAACAUCAUCAUCAUCAUCAUCAUCAUCAUCAUCAUCACCACCAUCAUCAUCAUCAUCAAUCUUUAUUUAUGCACGAAAUCGUAUCACUUUUACGUGGUCUUCCUAGGAAUCGUGUUUAAAAUUAUACUAAAAUAUUCUAAGAAACUACUUGACUAUAAAGGUAAAAAUACAAGAACUUAUAUUAUAACAAGAGUUACAAUGAGUCAUAGUGUAUUAAGAUAAUCUUUCCGUACAUCGUGGUUAGCCAAGAGAGUUUGGUGAACUAAGAAGGACUGAUCGUCUUUUACUUGAAAUUUGAGGUGUCCCGAUAGCAUCUUGGACCCCUGUCUUGGCCCGCUAGAAGAACAUGUUCAACUGCAAUGUUAUCUAAACUUACGAGAGGUAAAUCUUUUUACCAAAACAUCUCCCCACUUAAGAUAUGAGCACGAGAGUUAAUAUUCUUGGAGUUAUAUUUCAAUGCUUUACGGGAUUCUGGCUCUUCACUGUAUUAGACGCUAUAAGAAGUGAGUCACUAAUGGUACAAACAUGACCAGCAAAAACGAGUAACCUAAAUUGCAAAGAGAUAAUAAUUUUAAUAUCCUUCCUUCAUUUUUUUAGUAUAAUUCUGCGGUUGCUGCAGACCAGACAGGACCAAGAAGUGAGCAAGGCAUUUCAACCUCAACCAGCCAGCUGUGAAUAAUGUUUGGUCCAUGAUCAUCUUUGCUAUUAAUGGAUCAAAAGCAUCAUAAUAAACGUUAGCUUCUGUAUGUAGAGCUGCGGCGUUUCACCAUGUAGGGAUUCCAUAUCUGUAUAUAAUUUCUGUUGUAUGAUCUGAUUGUUAACAGUAUCAAAGGCUUUUGAAAGGUCAACAAAAAUACUGCAUAUAGUUUCAUUAUUGUCAAUCAGUUUCAUUUUAAGAUAGACUGUGAGUUCAAGAAUUGCUUGCUCGGUGAAAUAAUUUUUCCUGAAGCCAAAUUAGUGCUUACAUAUAAUUUUUUCCUUUUCCAGGAAAUGAUUUACAGGAUUUAGCUGAUUGUAAACUAAUCUUUCAAGGAUUUUUUUAGCAAAUGGAGAAAGCACAGCGAUGGGACGAUAAUUACCAGGGUCUGUCACUGCACCAGCCUUUGAGACUGGAGUAACCUUGGUGAUUUUGAAAACAUCAGGGACAAUGCCUGAUUCAAUUGAAUUAUUAAACAAGUAUAUGUGGCGAAUGGAGAUUGCAGGCAAUCUUAAUUAGAUAGUUAGAGAUAUCUAUUGGGGCUUUCGGUGCCUAUCUAGGACAGAGAGUGCCAACUCAACUUGUGCUGAAUUCACUGGGGAGAGAAAAAAAAUCUAGAGCUAUGAUGUGCUGGGAGGAAAGCCUCACGUUUUACGCUUGAGUGAAUUGUAGAUGCCAGAUUUGGACCAAUAUUUAUGAAGUAUUCAUUAAACUGAUUCAUUUAACAAUAUUAUGUUUGUCAUAGCAAGCUUUUCCAUCAUAGUGUAACUUUGCCGGUACAGUGUGCCCUUUGAGGUUUGGUCAGACUGUUUUUUG